Messenger RNA from Anopheles maculipalpis, 1369 nucleotides. RefSeq names its product nucleolin-like. The transcript has a single exon. NCBI's taxonomy places the organism in Eukaryota, Metazoa, Arthropoda, Insecta, Diptera, Culicidae. The record is from RefSeq and is a predicted model, not a curated record. Bases 11 to 1369 code for a protein of 452 amino acids.
UGCUAUCAAGAUGUCUAAGCAGGAUACGGCUACCUUCUUCUCGCAAGGCACAUCCGCACAGUUCGACCACGUGCUGGCCCUCUAUCCGCAGGUGUUAAAGCUGAGAGCGGAAAACAAAUGCAAAAAACCGGACGAGUUAAUCCGGCUGGACGACUGGUACCAGAACAAACUGCCUCAGCUGAUCAAGAAACGGGGCAAGGAUCGGUUCAUGGUGCACGAGGAGCUGGUGAAAACUAUGAAAUGGAAACAAACCCGUGGCAAGUUCUACCCACAGCUAUCCUAUUUGAUCAAAGUAAACACACCUCGAGCGGUGCAGGCGGAAACGAAAAAAGCUUUCCGUAAACUGCCCAACCUGGAACAGGCCAUUACCGCACUCUCGAAUCUAAAAGGCGUCGGCACAACGAUGGCAUCGGCAUUGCUUGCUGCGGCGGCUCCAGAAACUGCCCCAUUUAUGGCGGACGAAUGUCUGAUGGCAAUACCGGAGAUCGAAGGCAUCGACUACACCACCCGGGAGUACAUGAACUUUGUGCAGCACAUCCAGGCCACGACAGAUCGAUUAAAUCGCGAGUGUCAUCCAGCGGACUGUUUACCAGAACAGCCGACCAGUAGCGUCAAGCGGGCUGGCAAUGGUACGACUGCUAAAGAUGGCAACACGGACGACAGUAGUUCCGCCACUACUUCCGACGAGGACGACUCGCUAACUGUAUCACCUACCAAAAAAAGCAAACCCGACACUUCAAAGCCCGGAUUGAAGGCACACGAAAAAAAAUGGUCACCACACAAAGUUGAGCUCGCACUGUGGACACAUUACGUCGCGAGUGAAUUACAACCGGACAUACUAGAGCAUACACCGCUGAAUGGGAAAUCGGUCACCGACACGGUAGAUCCAAAUCAACCUGCGUCGCCCAGUAAUCCUGCCAAAUCGGAUGUAUCCAUGACAACAAACGGAAAUUCCACCAGCUUAGUCCGGACCCAAAGCAACCAUGUAAGCGAGGAUCCGUCCGACGAAAGCAACUUUGACACGGAGCACGAGAAAAGUGCACUCGGAUCGGACGAGUCGUCCAAGGAUCACAAAUUCGUGCUGGACAGUUUGGACGAUUGUACGAAGUCAGAGGAUAGUAUGGAGCGGCCCAGUGCUGCGGCUGUGACUAAUGUCACUGGUAAAAAACCAUUUUCCGGCACUGCUCGAAGAAAGACAGCGAAAAACAGUGGCCGUUGUGCGGUGGCUAGCGAUGAUUCGCUCAGUAGUCCUAAACCUUCGAUCGAACGAAAGGGAAAUAGUUCCGGUGAGGAAGAGGAGGAGCAGGAAAAAGAAGAGGAGGAUGAAGAGACGGUUCUGCCACCCAGUAAGAAGACUAAAGUUGACUAA